Pedinophyceae sp. YPF-701 is the source of this 1509-nucleotide messenger RNA. NCBI's taxonomy places the organism in Eukaryota, Viridiplantae, Chlorophyta, Pedinophyceae. The record is from the annotation of a GenBank genome assembly.
AUGUCGGGAACGCUGGCAGAGGGGGCGCGGUGCCUCCACGAGGAUCUAGAGAGGCUCGAGCGGCGCGUGGUGGGCGAGCUGAAGGACGUGGCGUCGCACAGCGACCGCCUGGCGAAGCACCACCGCGCGAGGAAGAUGCUCGAGGCGGCGCAGCAGCGCGCGGCGAAGCUGCAGAAGAUAUACGAGGACGACGACGGGCUGCGGCGGGAGGAAAUCGCUCGCUUGGCGCGCAGCGACGGGAGGGGCACCGCGACGCAGGCGUACUUCGAGCGCGUGGCACAGCUGCGUGAGUACCACCGGAAGCUCGCGCAGGACGAGCUCACGGAGGAGGGGGACAACCUCGGAGCGUUGGUGGACGAGGCACAGGUGGAGUUCACGGGGCCGGAGGCCGGGGGGCGCUACCUGGACCUCAACGCGCUGCACAUUCGCUUCGUCAACGCGACCUUCGCGGACGGCAAACAUCCAGACUACCUCGAGUACCUCAGGACCUUCUCCGACUUCUCCGCCAUCGCCCCGGGCCGGAAACUCGGCGCGGAGUACCGCGAAUACCUCGAGGCUCUCCUGGCGUACCUCUCGAGCUUCUACACGCGGACGAACCCGCUCGGGCAGGUGGAGAAGCGCAUGGCGGCCCUGGAGCAGACGUUUCCUGAGGAGUGGGCGGCGCGCGAGGACGCGCACGGCUCCGAGGACGCGGCCGCGAAGGUCGCCCACAUCUGCGACCUCCACCAGGCGGACUCCCCCGCCGACGUCGCGCAGUUCGGCCCAGACGCGCUGAAAGACGCGCUCCAGGCGCUUGGGCUCAAGUGCGGGGGCACGCCGCAGCAGCGCGCGGAGCGCCUGUUCAGCGUGAAGGGCCGGAGGAUCGACGAGAUCGACCGCAAGCUGUUCGCGAAGGGCGCCGGGCCCGGGCCUGCGAGUCAGACGGAGAAGGCUCGCAAGGCGGCGUAUGCGGUGGCGCUGCUCGAGCGCAAGGUCGUGGAGCUGCGGAGCAUGCUCGCGGCGGCAGCGGAGGCGACGGUGGAGGCGACGGAGCGCAAGCAGGUGCAGACGUACGAGGAGCUGGAGGCGGAGCGGGCGGCAGCGCUGGAGGAGGAGGAGCCGGAGGGGGACGGGGAGGAGGGGGAGGACGACUCGCUGUACAACCCGCUGAAGAUUCCGCUCGGGUGGGACGGGAAGCCGAUCCCGGUGUGGCUGUACAAGCUGCAUGGGCUCAACCAGGAGUUCGAGUGCGAAAUCUGCGGGAACUUCUCGUACCGCGGUCGCAGGGCGUUCGAGCGGCACUUCACGGAGUGGCGGCACCAGCAGGGAAUGCGUUCGCUGGGCAUUCCGAACUCGAAGGAGUUUUUCGAGGUCACGCGGAUCAAGGACGCGCUCGAGCUGUGGAGCACGCUGCGCAAGAGUCAGGCCGGGGGGUUCAACCCGAACGAGCACGAGGAGUACGAGGACGGAGAGGGCAACGUGUACAGCAAGCGGACGUUCGAGGACCUCAAGCGGGAGGGCCUCAUCUGA